AUGGCUCCAACGUCAUCAUUGGUGGCUAUUCAACGAUCGUCUUGGCAGUCACAAGUGCCUUACCUCUUUGCUGGCCUUGCUGCUAUGUUUGGUCUCAUUGCAAUUGCGGUCUUCAUCCUCGUUUGCUCCUUCUGGAACCUCUCGCACUACACAGACAAUACUGAUGGUGAAAGAGACCUCGAGACUGGAAAUGGUGAUGAAGGCUCCACAAUUGAUAAUUACAACAAGGAGCCCCCAGUUGUAGAAGAGAAAUAUCUAGUAAUCAUGGCUGGAUUAGCAAAGCCAACAUUUUUGGCAAUACCCACUUUGAGCAGGCCAACAUCAAUUGGUACCUGUAGUUCCCUGAACAACUCAACGUCGUUGUCAAUGGAGAAAGCUUCAACGUCCAUGGUGGAAAUGGCGGAGAAGCAGAACCAAGGCAGUAGUAAUCAGCAACAAGUAAGGAACACAUACAACAACGAAAGUGAAGAUCAGGCCCCUUAG
Lactuca virosa is the source of this 483-nucleotide messenger RNA. The record is from the annotation of a GenBank genome assembly. Lineage: Eukaryota; Viridiplantae; Streptophyta; Magnoliopsida; Asterales; Asteraceae.